Oncorhynchus mykiss (rainbow trout) is the source of this 1394-nucleotide messenger RNA. Its product is annotated as mitochondrial pyruvate carrier 2. Lineage: Eukaryota; Metazoa; Chordata; Actinopteri; Salmoniformes; Salmonidae. Gene Ontology annotation, biological process: pyruvate import into mitochondria. The record is from RefSeq and is a predicted model, not a curated record. Gene Ontology annotation, cellular component: mitochondrial inner membrane.
GACACUCCUACAUAAUAGAUUAGGCACUACGGGUAGAUGAGCCUGCUUUCUGCCAAUGGUUCAUACAGGCUAUUCUGUAUUCUAGUUACUAUAGACAAUCAAUGACAGGGUGUACUAGAGCCACAAUACAGCACAUACUAUUUAUUUAUUUUGAACUGUCGGUACCAAGUUCAACAAAAGUAGGAAAUAAAACUCCAGUCUCCAGACAUGGCUUUAGUGGGAGUUAGAGCUUCAUACUACAGGAUUCUUAACAAGAUCGAGCUCAAACUACCUGCUAAACUGAGACCUUUCUACAACCAUCCAGCAGGUCCAAAGACAGUCUUCUUCUGGGCACCAGUGUGUAAAUGGGGUCUGGUUAUGGCUGGCAUGGCUGAUAUGACAAGGCCAGCUGAUAAACUGAGUCUCUCUCAGUCUGGAGUACUCAUGACUACAGGUGUUAUUUGGUCCCGAUAUUCUCUUGUCAUUAUUCCGAAGAACUGGGGUCUCUUUUUUGUCAACGGUUUUCUUGGAUUGGCAGGAGCCAACCAACUUGUUAGAAUCUGGAUGUACCAACAGGAAGUAAAGAAGCAACAGGACGAGAAGGCCCAGAUCCCCAUCAUAUAACACACACACACACACACACACACAUAUUUAAUUUCUUCAUGUCUUAAUCCAUUUUUAUGCAAAGUCUGUAAAGUUAACCCUCAACAGUCACUAACACUGGUUUGAUAUACAGUACAUAUCACAGGUCUUAUAUACAGUACAUAUCACAGGUCUUAUAUACAGUACAUAUCACAGGUCUUAUAUACAGUACAUAUCACAGGUCUUAUAUACAGUACAUAUCACAGGUCUUACAUACAGUACAUAUCACAGGUCUUAUAUACAGUACAUAUCACAGGUCUUAUAUACAGUACAUAUCACAGGUCUUAUAUACAGUACAUAUCACAGGUCUUAUAUACAGUACAUAUCACAGGUCUUAUAUACAGUACAUAUCACAGGUCUUAUAUACAGUACAUAUCACAGGUCUUAUAUACAGUACAUAUCACAGGUGGCCGGUUACAACUUCAUUUGGGAGGGCUGGCUCAUAGUGAUGGCUGGAUCGGAAUACAUGGAAUUUCCAUGGUUACCAUGUGUUUGAUAACAUUCUAUUCACUCCAUUCCAGCCUCCUGUGAUGUGUAUAUAACCAGGCACUAUAUUCUAAUAGGCCUAAUGAAUAUGUAGGAAUUUACAUUCCUUCCUUUUUUGUGUUAGAAUUAUUUUGAGACUAAGGAAAUAUCAGGUUGUUGCUCGAACUCUCAAUAUUUGUAAUAGAUUUGUGCCCUUAAAUAUUUACUUAGUAUUAUGUGCAUUUAAUACAGUUGUUUGUAGGAUUACAUAAUUGUUGUAAUUUAAAUAAAAUAAUGUAUUUAUGAAA